AUGAAGCUUUUGGCAAAUAUAAUUGCUGCUGCCAGUGCCUACUCCAGUUCCAGUUCCAGCUCCAGCUCCGAUUCUGAUGGCCCAUAUUGGGACGGCUCGGAUGUCUGCACUGGAGUCUAUCGAAUUGAAAAUGAGCGAAGAUUCGCUUCGCCCGCCAUGAGCGGCAACCCUGCAAUGGGUUCCCUCUACCUCAACAACCUGAACUGCCACUACGAGAUCGAACUUGACCCCGCCGUCACCUCUUUCAGCAUCAUCGCCCAUUCGUUCAACGUCGAGAGCUGGAGCUAUCGAGCCCCAGAUCAUGAGACUGAUCCCUACCUUUGCACCGGUUGCAGCUGCGACAGGCUCCAAAUCAUCGACGGCGACGGCGUCGUAGUGAACUUCUGCGGCGAUGCCAACGAAGAAAACCCGCCCUACGCUGGAAAUCCACUGACAACCUACACCAUCUCCGGAAACACUGCGCAAGUAAGCUUCAUCACCGACGACAAGGUUACCAAGAGAGGCUACGAAGCCGAAGUCAAGAUCAACGAUUUGCCAAACGACCUGGCUUGGCGCCAGAUUGAAAUGAAAGCCGCAGAAGUUUCCACCCAGAUCUCCGACUUCUACGGCAGCAUCGGCUCUAAAAUCGGAACAAGAAAGGUCAACUCAUUCAAUUUCUUCAUGAAUACGAUGAAAAGGCUUAAGGACUUAUCUUCCGAUGAAGCGUGCGCCUUCCCCGCUGGCUCAAACGAUCACACUACUUUCGUGAAACCGGUCGAUUCCGACAAUGCUUGCGAAGAAUUGCAAGGACUUUUCGCCUCUCUCGUCUCCUUCACCGACUCUUUCGUCUGCUUGGCCGAUAGAAAAGCAAAACCUUCGAAGGUUCUGAGCCCAAUUCAUCGCCAAAGAAAGGCGCUUGUUAACAGGAAACUGAAGCAGAUGAAAUGUGGCAACUAA
This is a messenger RNA of Oikopleura dioica, 936 nucleotides long. The record is from the annotation of a GenBank genome assembly. NCBI's taxonomy places the organism in Eukaryota, Metazoa, Chordata, Appendicularia, Copelata, Oikopleuridae.